GCUGCCGUAUUCCGGGGCAGCCAACCGCACAUCCAGCCCGGCCGAGGCAGCCAGUGCCCAAUAGGAUACUCCAAGGAGUUGGCGGCAGCCAAUGUCCGACAGCCGAGCGUUCCGCUCAGGAUAAACACAGCCCGAUCCCCUCAGCCGAACGACCGCGGCAAGGGACGGUGCUAUUAGUCCCAUUGUUUGAGACGAGCAGCCGGCUGAGGGGUUAAGCCAAGAUGGUGAAGGAUCCAAAAAAGCCAAGGGGCAAAAUGUCCUCAUAUGCUUACUUUGUGCAAACAUGCCGAGAGGAGCACAAGAAGAAACACCCUGAUGCUUCAGUCAAUUUUUCGGAAUUCUCCAAGAAAUGCUCUGAGCGAUGGAAGACAAUGUCACCUAAAGAGAAAGGCAAGUUUGAAGAUAUGGCCAAACAAGACAAGGUGCGUUAUGAGAGAGAAAUGAAGAAUUAUGUACCCCCCAAGGGGCAGAAGAAGAAACGAUUCAAGGACCCAAAUGCUCCAAAGAGACCGCCGUCUGCUUUCUUUCUUUUCUGUGCAGAUUUUCGCCCCAAAAUAAAAAGUGAAAGCCCCGGACUUUCCAUUGGCGACACCGCCAAGAAACUCGGGGAGAUGUGGAACAGCUCGUCUGCGGAGGAGAAGCAGCCGUACGAGAAGAAGGCGGCCAAAUUGAAGGAGAAAUAUGACAAAGACAUCGUUGCUUACCGUACAAAAGGCAAAGUCGAUUCAGAAUCAGCUUCUGCCGCUGAUGAAGAGGAAGAAGGAGAGGAGGAGGAGGAGGAAGAGGAAGAAGAUGAGGAUGAUUAGUGCAUUAUGUGUGGAUUGGACCUGAAUUUUUGUUUAUGCCAUAAAAUCCUAAUGUACUCGAUUCAUCUUGAAGCAAAACUCUGAACAAAAACCAUGUGUAUAUUUAAUGUUUUAAAAAUGUACAGUGUUGCUUUGUUUUCUUUUUGUUUUUUUGUAAAGUUAUCACUACAUAUCCUAAGUUUAAGGGUUUUCUAGUGAUAGAAUUUUAUUCCUGCCAUAAUGAACAACUAUUUAGGACUACAUAUCAGUAUGAAAGUAACUAGUGUCUAGAUGUUUCGACUCAAAAAUGAGAUUACAGAGUUGGUUGUGUACAAUGUUUUUUCUUUUUUUUUAAGAAAUAUUUUUUUAUGUAUUGUCCUGGGGUCUUUUUAUUCUUUGAAUACCACUCUAAUAUCAAAUGCAGCUGUUGACAUUUAAGAAUGUCUCAAUAAAGUUUUUUUAAGACUUG
Molecule: messenger RNA, 1254 nt
Organism: Oryzias latipes (Japanese medaka)
Lineage: Eukaryota; Metazoa; Chordata; Actinopteri; Beloniformes; Adrianichthyidae
Gene: hmgb1b
Product: high mobility group box 1b
Biological process (GO): regulation of transcription by RNA polymerase II
Cellular component (GO): nucleus
Molecular function (GO): DNA binding
Source: RefSeq, a predicted model, not a curated record